AUGCAAGGUUCAACCAGCACUACAAACUGCAGGGAGCAUCACACUUUGGGGCCGUGGACAGCAGUGCCAGAAGCGACGAGGGUAGGGAGCCCAUGCUACCCCGCACCACCAACUUUCAGGAUCAUGUCCGCCCAAAAGCCACCGCCCCCAGCCGCGCCCCUGCCAGCCAGCCAUGCCCCUUUGGUGCGGGCGGAUUGCAUGCGACGUUUUCUGAGCUGUGUGCGAGCCAAGGCCUGGGGGGCACAGGAUGCUGCGCACAAGCCAGGAUUGCAACAUUUGCGACCAGGCGGUGCAGAAAUGCAGCGCACGCGGCCAUCCAGGCCUGAGGGGAUGCGGAAACGGGGCUGUCCCUUCUGUCCCUUGCAAGGCGCGCUCAAAGCCGCCACUGGGGUGCCACUAGGCUUCUACCAACUCUACAAGGAGCGCCAAACCUGGGGCAGUGCACAGCAGUGCCAUAAGAGGCGAGGGCGGCGACGCCAAUGCUCUCCCGUGCCGCCAACCCUCAGGGCCAUGCCCGCCCAGGAGCCACUGCCCACAGCGGCGCCCCUGCCAACCCACCAUGCCCCUUUGGUGUGGUCGGUUUGCUUGUGGCGUCUUCAGAUCUGUGUGUGUGCCAGGCCCUGGGCGGCGCAGGAUGCUACGUGCAAGCCAGGAUUGCAACAUUUGCGACCCGGCGGUGCAGAAAUGCAGCGCAUGUGGCCAUCCAGGCCCGAGGGGAUGCGAAAACGGGGCUGCCCCGUCUGUGCCUUGGAAGGCGCGCUCAACGCCACUGUUGGGGUGCUGCAAGGCUUCAGCCAACGCUACAACGAGCGCCAAAUUUGGGGCAGUGCACAGAAACGCCAUGAGGCGAGGGCGGCGAUGCCAAUGCUCUCCCGUGCUGCCAACUCUCAGGGGCUUGCCCGCCCAGGGACCACUGCCCACAGCCGCGCCUUUGCGAGCCCGCCAUGCCCCUUUGGUGCCGCCGGUUUGCUUGUGGCGUCUUCAGAGCUAUGUGUGUGCCAAGCCCUGGGCGGCGCAGGAUGCCACGCGCAAGCCAGAUUGUUGGUAAUUCGACGCUGUGGUCAAUCAUCAGGAAUCAAAGGAAUCAAUCAUGAUGUUCUACAUGCAGGACUCCGGGAUGAUUGUCGGGCAACCUGUGGGUGUGUUGAAAGGGGAGGCGGAUUCGCAGGGAGGCAUCAGGCUGUAUCACUCUGCCAUAGCAUGGAAGCCACUGAUCACACCUCUUUGCCAGACUUCUGUUCUUGGGCCAGUUCAAUGCAAGGGGAAGGCGCUUGA
This is a messenger RNA of Ostreobium quekettii, 1275 nucleotides long. The record is from the annotation of a GenBank genome assembly. Lineage: Eukaryota; Viridiplantae; Chlorophyta; Ulvophyceae; Bryopsidales; Ostreobiaceae.